AUGUCAAAGAGUCCAAGUCGGAGACAAACUCGAGCUGCAAGGAGAACGCAAUAUGCGGAUGGUGUCGAAGACGGGAGGAAUGGGAGGACGGAUGAUGACAUAUUAGACGAUGUGAGACCCCGAGAUGGCCGUCGCGGACCGAAACGACCACGCACCAUUCUUACAUCUGCUCAGAGACGACAAUUUAAGGCCUCCUUCGAGUUAUCACCAAAACCAUGUAGAAAAGUUCGUGAAGCACUUGCAAAAGAUACGGGAUUGAGUGUACGUGUAGUUCAAGUGUGGUUUCAGAACCAACGAGCAAAAAUGAAAAAGCUCCAACGGAAAGCAAAAUCAGACACAAACUCAGAAAAAGAUACAAAAGAUGACAGAAGAGCUGAUAGCCCUCAUAGCGACCACGAAGCUCUUCAUAACUCAAAAUUAGAGUUUACACGGUACAGACUUUUAUUGAUAUUUGAAGCCACGCUGACACAUCAUUGA
This is a messenger RNA of Chelonus insularis, 477 nucleotides long. Its product is annotated as LIM homeobox transcription factor 1-beta.1-like. Gene Ontology annotation, biological process: neuron differentiation; regulation of transcription by RNA polymerase II. The transcript has 3 exons. Gene Ontology annotation, cellular component: nucleus. NCBI's taxonomy places the organism in Eukaryota, Metazoa, Arthropoda, Insecta, Hymenoptera, Braconidae. The record is from RefSeq and is a predicted model, not a curated record. Bases 1 to 477 code for a protein of 158 amino acids. Gene Ontology annotation, molecular function: DNA-binding transcription factor activity, RNA polymerase II-specific; RNA polymerase II transcription regulatory region sequence-specific DNA binding.